AUGCAGUUCCGCAACCCCGCGAGUUGGUUGACCUGGAAUAAUUGUGGGGCUCGGCAUGUCACCCCCACGUACAGGCGAUCAGCUGUUCCGAUCCGAUAUCAGGUGUCGCAGCACAGGAUUGGUGGAUACUCGGAGAACGGAGAUACUAAACAACCCCCUAGACGUGAGAGGACUGAGGGGGAUGAGAACCAGCUCAGCCAAUCGGCUCAAUAUCAAAACGCAUAUAGAUCUGAUGAGUACCUCUGGGCCAAGCGGCUAGAACAAGACGAGAUGUUGCCCUCCCCAGCUGCGGAAGGGGGGGUCGUGUAG
Messenger RNA from Penicillium crustosum, 309 nucleotides. RefSeq lists its product as uncharacterized. NCBI's taxonomy places the organism in Eukaryota, Fungi, Ascomycota, Eurotiomycetes, Eurotiales, Aspergillaceae. The record is from RefSeq and is a predicted model, not a curated record. Bases 1 to 309 code for a protein of 102 amino acids. The transcript has 3 exons.